AUAGUUGUUGCUCUGUAUUUUUUUUUGAUGUAGUUAUAAUAGUAAUUUUUUAACUGGCUUUUAAUUCGCGAACAUGGGUGUCAUUCGACGCGUUGUGUGCGCCAUGUCGGGAGGUGUCGACAGCUCUGUUACAGCGUUGUUACUGAAGAGAAGAGGCUAUAAUGUAACUGGAGUUUUUAUGAAGAACUGGGACUCCCUGGAUGAAAAAGGGGUUUGCACUGCAGAGGAAGACUGUGAAGACGCCUACAAAGUGUGUCAGAUCCUGAACAUCCCCUUCCAUCAAGUGUCCUAUGUCAAAGAGUACUGGCAUGAAGUUUUCAGCAAUCUACUGAAGGAAUAUGAGAAGGGCAGGACACCAAAUCCAGAUAUUCUCUGCAACAAGCACAUCAAAUUCAAUCAUUUCUACAAGUAUGCUAUCAACACUCUGGGUGCUGAUGCCAUGGCAACGGGCCAUUAUGCAAGGACGUCGCAGGAAGACGAAGAGGUGUUCCAACAGAUGCCCGCGGCUUUGCCCACCACUCUCUUCAGGGAUCGAUUUGAGAUUAGAAAUCCGGUGAGGUUGUACAAAGGAGCAGACUCCCUCAAAGACCAAACCUUCUUCCUCAGUCAGAUCUCCCAAGAUGCCUUGCGACAAACCAUGUUCCCAUUAGCCGGACUUACCAAAGAGUACGUCAAAAAGAUUGCGGCUGAGGCCGGAUUUCACCAUGUGCUCAAAAGGAAAGAGAGCAUGGGCAUCUGUUUCAUUGGAAAGAGAAACUUUGAAGACUUUAUUUUGGAGUAUCUGGAACCUAAACCAGGGAACUUUGUCUCCAUUGAAGACGGGACCGUCAUGGGAAAACAUAAAGGCUGGUUUACUCUGACUCUGGGCCAAAGGGCAAGGAUAGGAGGCACCAGGGACCCCAUGUUUGUGGUGGACAAAGACACUGCUACUGGAGAUGUCUUUGUGGCACCGAGCACCACUCACCCGGCUCUUUUCCGCGACACAAUGAAGACGGACCGUUUCCACUGGGUGACGGUAGACCCGCCUCCUGAACUGGUCAGGACACAGAUGAUGGAGUGUCAUUUCCGCUUCGUCCACCAGAUGCCACUCACUCCGUGUACAGUGACGCUGAACAUGAACGGCUCUGUGUGGAUUUCACUCUCUCAGCCAAUCAGAGCUCUGACACCAGGACAGUUUGCUGUGCUCUACAAAGGACAGGAGUGUCUGGGUAGUGGAAAGAUUGUCCAACUGGGGCCCAGUGAAUUCACACUCCAGAGGGGCCGAGAGCGACUGGUAGCAGCUGCACAGCAAAAGGAGCAGGAAACCCCGGAACCAGCCAGCUGAGUGGGAGUGGUUGAAAUAUGCUCUGUCGGGGGAAAAUCGGGUACCAUCACUAAAUGUUCUAUCUGACAGGCCUUUGUGACGUGGUGCAUGUUCUGCAGGAAUCAAUUGUUUCCAAAUUCCAAAAUACUCUUUUACGCAGUAUUGAUACCACAAGGACAACAACAACAACUACUACUAAUCCCUGAGGGAAAUUCUGUUAUUGAGAGACAUGCCUCUCACAUACAUAGACCUGACAUUUACACACCUGAACAAACAGGACCUGUGGACAUGCAUUAGUGGAGAGAUUUCAGAGUGGGGCAGGGAGUGCGUCACAGCUGUUGGGGGUUCGGUGCCUCGCUCAAGGCAGUACUUGGGAAGUGACUAGGCACCUCUUUAGAUCCGCACCGGGAAUUGAAACAGCUUCCCAACCCAAGUCCCUACUGACUGAGCUACUGCUGCCUGAUAAGUUAUUUCUAAUUGGCCUAACACAUAACAUACUGAGAAUAAUAGUAUGUAUAGUCUAUGCAGAGUAAGGGCCAGGUCCAAAUAGUGCUUCCAUGUGAUUUUUGCACAGACCCGGCUGUGCUUGCACUCCAUCGUCUUCAUGUCUAGAAUCUAGUUUAGCAUGAGCAGUUCACACGAGUGCAGCCAUAUUUAAUACAGAGUAGCAAAUGUGGUGAUACUGUUUUUUUUUGUUUUUUUUAACUCUUAAACUGUAUUAUUAAAAUCAGUUUUCACUCAAAUAAGCCACUUGGUGAAAUAUGUAUGAAAAGGUUGUGAGAGACAAUAAGACUGUUAAACAUGUUAUCACACUACUAUUUUCUAAUGUUAUGCAUAUUGAGCCCAUGUUUGUGAUGUAGCUAUUGUUGGUUUUUUAAUCAAUGAGAAAGUAAAGUGCCUUUUUGGGUCCUGAGGUAUUGUUUUUAUUUGUGGAACUUUUUUUUCCCUCUCAUGUAAAUACUUGAACAUAUUUGACAAACGAAUGAAUAAACCAAAUAAGUUAAA
Messenger RNA from Labrus mixtus (cuckoo wrasse), 2308 nucleotides. It is a transcript of the gene trmu, whose product is annotated as tRNA 5-methylaminomethyl-2-thiouridylate methyltransferase. Gene Ontology annotation, biological process: tRNA wobble position uridine thiolation. NCBI's taxonomy places the organism in Eukaryota, Metazoa, Chordata, Actinopteri, Labriformes, Labridae. Gene Ontology annotation, molecular function: sulfurtransferase activity. Bases 74 to 1324 code for a protein of 416 amino acids. The transcript has 11 exons. Gene Ontology annotation, cellular component: mitochondrion. The record is from RefSeq and is a predicted model, not a curated record.